AUGGGUCAUUUCACUCCCAACACCAAAAGAUUUGCAGAGGUAAAGGAGUGGAUCUUCAGAGUUACUGGCUUCAUUUGCAGCCUAUUAUCUUUGGGGUUUGAAAUAAUCCUUGCAAGCAGCAGAUACUGGCGACUCUGGGAAUUUGACAAUAAUGUUGUCCAGCUUGUUUACAUUGGACUCUGGGAAGCUUAUUACCAUUGGGAAUUUAACUUCUCUGAUACUGAGACAAUAAUUCUGGUACACAGCUCUGUCAACUCAACCUGGACAAUUUCACCCGAAUUUCAAUGUGCACGGAACCUGAUGUUACUGACAAUCCUGAUAAAACCUGUUGUUGUGAUUUUUAGCUCAGCAGCCAUUAGGGUCAGCAUAAUCAAAUCCUCAGUCCAUGAGAUUCAGAUAGUAUGUUACAAGUGCUCAGUCUUAAUUCUGAUCAUCACUAGCCUUUGCACCAUUAUUUCUGUGACCUGGAACCAUGUAGUCGAUUUCUAUGGCAUGACCACUCUUGACUUUCCACCAACGUUUCCAGUCAAAAAAGAAGCCCUGAUUAAGAAACACAGCACUCACGUGUUUCCAUUGGGGCUCCUGACAACCACCCUGUCACUCUUUGGUGUGAUUAUGUUCCUCUUUGAGAUAAGGUCACUGAAAGCUCAGAGUAAAAUGAAUGCCCAGCAUGAUUUGAAACAAGCUGAUGACAGUUCCAUAAAUGAGGGUUCUGGUAUUUGUGAAAUGUGCCAGGAGACUACCUGA
Rattus rattus (black rat) is the source of this 747-nucleotide messenger RNA. RefSeq lists its product as uncharacterized. The record is from RefSeq and is a predicted model, not a curated record. Lineage: Eukaryota; Metazoa; Chordata; Mammalia; Rodentia; Muridae. Gene Ontology annotation, molecular function: structural molecule activity. The transcript has 2 exons. Bases 1 to 747 code for a protein of 248 amino acids. Gene Ontology annotation, cellular component: bicellular tight junction; plasma membrane. Gene Ontology annotation, biological process: cell adhesion; bicellular tight junction assembly.